This is a messenger RNA of Helianthus annuus (common sunflower), 2396 nucleotides long. Its product is annotated as E3 ubiquitin-protein ligase COP1. Gene Ontology annotation, biological process: proteasome-mediated ubiquitin-dependent protein catabolic process. NCBI's taxonomy places the organism in Eukaryota, Viridiplantae, Streptophyta, Magnoliopsida, Asterales, Asteraceae. The transcript is spliced from 13 exons. The record is from RefSeq and is a predicted model, not a curated record. Gene Ontology annotation, molecular function: protein binding; ubiquitin protein ligase activity. The coding region runs from base 148 to 2175 and encodes 675 amino acids.
GAUACAACACUCACGUGGCCAUCACGUGCUAGAAAAUUCGGUCACGGCAACCCUCAUCUCUUUCUUUCUCUUUCUCAUCCACUCUUCACCGGCACCUUUCAAAUAACGCCGAUCGGAACUCAUUUCGCCGUCGUACCACACACCUAAAUGGAGAACGAAUCGGCCGGUGAUUUAGUUCCGGCAGUAAAACCGGAACUGCAAAUAGCCUCUUCCGAUCUCUUCCCACACGACUCCGGCGCCGAGAAAACGGUUGAAGCACCACAAUCGGAGACGACUGAUAAGGAUAUGUUGUGUCCGAUAUGUAUGCAGAUUAUUAAGGAUGCGUUCCUGACGUCAUGUGGACAUAGCUUCUGUUACAUGUGUAUCAUCACUCACCUUGAUAACAGGAGUGAUUGCCCUUGUUGUGCUUCUUCUCUCACAACGAACCAGAUUUACCCUAAUUUUCUACUGGAUAAGCUAUUAAAGAAGACUUCCGCUUCCCAAGUAUCAAAAAGUGCCUCCCCGUUAGAGCAAUUUCGUCUGGCAUUACUCCAGGGUUACCAAGUCUCAGUGAAGGAAGUGGAUACAUUAUUAUCACUGCUUUCUGAGAAGAAACGGAAGUUGGAGCAGGAAGAAGCUGAGAGAAAUAUGCAAAAUCUUAUUGAUUUUUUGCAUUUCUUAAGGAAAAAGAAAAUCGAUGAACUCAAUGAGGUGCAAACUGAUAUCCAGUAUAUCAAAGAGGAUGCUAGCUUGGUAGAGAGACGUAGGAUGGAGCUGUAUAGAGCAAGGGAUAAAUAUUUAACGAAAAUGCAAAAGCAAGCUGGUGAUUUACAGGAACCGAAAUCUUGGUUUUCUUCAUCAAUAAACAAAGACAAUAAUGACCUUAAGUAUGCAUCCGCGAAAACACAUGGUGGAGUUCCUACUGGUAACUUCCACCACAAGGAUGUAGAUGGAAAAUCUCAAGCUUCCUCAAUUGUAGCACAAGCGAGAGAAGCUUCCAGUGUAUUGACUUCACAACAUACAAGCCAAUCAAGUCUUGCUGUUAUACGUAAAAAACGUGUUCAAUCUCAGUUUAAUGACCUGCAACAAUGUUACUUACAAAAACGCCGUCAACUAGUGAAUCCAUCACAGAACAAUGAUAAAAAGGAUGCUGAUGACAUGCAACGGGAAGGCUAUAGUUCAGCGUUGUCUGAUUUUCAAUCUGUGCUGUCUACAUUUACACAAUACAGUCGACUAAGGGUGAUUGCGGAACUUAGGCAUGGGGAGCUCUAUCAUUCAGCCAACAUUGUAUCUAGCAUUGAGUUUGAUCGUGAUGAUGAACUUUUUGCUACUGCUGACGUUUCGAGGCGUAUAAAGGUUUUUAACUUCUCAACGAUUGUUAAUGAACCCCCUGAAGCACACUGUCCUGUAGUUGAGAUUCCGACACGAUCUAAGCUUAGUUGCUUGAGCUGGAACAAACAUACAAAAAACCAUAUAGCUAGUAGUGAUUAUGAAGGGACAGUAUUUGUCUGGGAUGUGAAUACUCAACAGAGUGUGAUGGAGUAUGAAGAGCAUGAAAAACGGGUAUGGAGUGUUGAUUUUUCACGUAUAGAACCGUCAAUGCUUGUAUCUGGUAGUGACGAUUGUAAGGUGAAAAUUUGGUGCACAAGGCAAGAAUCAAGUGCUAUCAACAUCGAUAUGAAGGCAAACAUAUGUUGUGUUAAGUACAAUCCUGGAUCCAGCAAUCACAUUGCGGUUGGCUCAGUGGACCAUCAUAUACAUUAUUAUGAUUUAAGGAACACCAGCCAUCCUCUUCAUGUCUUUAGUGGCCACCAAAAAACUGUUUCAUAUGUUAAGUUUCUGUCCAAUGAUGAGCUGGCAUCUGCAUCUACAGACAGCACUUUACGCUUAUGGGACGUGAAACAUCAUCUUCCUGUUCGUACCUUCAGAGGUCACACAAAUGAGAAGAACUUUGUUGGUCUCUCAGUAAACAAUGAUUUUCUUGCUUGUGGCAGUGAAACAAAUGAAGUAUACAGUUAUCAUAAGGCAAUAUCAAAGCCUCUGACAUGGCAUAGAUUUGGUACACCUAACGUGGACGAUAGUGAUGAGGAACCAGGAUCUUACUUCAUUAGUGCUGUAUGCUGGAAGAACGACAGUCCCACAUUGUUAGCUGCUAACAGUCUGGGCACCAUCAAAGUUUUAGUUCUUGCAACAUAGAUCUUGACCCUAUCAGCCCGAGGCUGUGACCUGAUCAUUAUAUAGGAUACGGGACAUUGAAAAGCAGUUAGAAAUACUUCUGGGCUGGUGCUUUUUGUUUGUACAUACUCAGUUUAUCGAUAGGAAGAGAAACAUGGUGUUUUGUCAGCUUUAGUUUGUUGGAACUCGAGAAAAAAAAACGUUUUGAUUGUAAUUUAAUAAAUAUGAAAGUAUUAUUGAAA